AUGACCUUUCGAGCGUUCCCCGGAGUGGAAGAUGACGCCACCGUUUCUCUGACAUCCUGCGGGGAAGGACGCGGGGCUCGGACGGGCGGAGCGUCAGUCGAGCGGGGAAACAAGGACGUAGAGGUUGGAGGCAUCGGGUGUCCGGCCAUGAUGGGAUUCGCGGAUCGGGUGUGGAAAGCCCAAAUCGUCUACGCGCAUUUGGUCGCCGGGUGGCUCUGGUGCAUCGUGGGUCUCUGGUGGUUGACGAAAAUUUUGCAGCGGUGGAAGAAGACCGGCCCGGAUGGAUUUCAAGCCUCCCCCUUCUACUGCGCCUGGAAGCGUGAUAUUCCCGUCGAACCCAUCUUCAAGAUCUUCGUCGGUAUAGUCUAUGCCAGCGUGGAGUAUCACACGGCAUUCGAGAACGGCGUCCUCGUCUCCCCGAAGCACUACCAUCACGUGGCGGCGUUCUUGAUCGUGGCCGUGAGCGGGUUCGCGGACCUGGCCGUGAGUCGCAAGAUCGUCUACCCAGAGUCCAUCUCGAACUUCUUCAUGGCGUGCUUCCUAGUCUCCUACUGGUGGAUCAUGGAGAAGCAUAACGACAACAGCAUGAGCGAGGGGGUGUUCGCCGUGGCCAUGCACAUCGGAACGGGAGAGGAUCUGCUGCUGAUGGCAAUGACCAUCAUCGUGGAGGUGCUGCACCCUCAGAGCCUGACGAUCGCCCUCCUCCGACCCAUCAUCGCAUUACACCAGGCCGCACUGUUUUGGACCAUGACAUGCACGCUCUACGCGCCCUGCAUCAAUUGGGAUGAAAGGCACAUCCCGAUCUAUUACGGCUGCUAUGUCGGAUGGUUCGUGGUGGUGACCACUCUCGUCUUGGGCGCUGUGAUCUGGGUCAACCGGACUUUGCGCUAUGCUCAAUGGAAGGACGCGGGGUUAGGACGGGCAGUCGAGCUGGGAGACUCGGAAGGAGAGGUUGGUGGCAUCGCGAGUCUGACCAUGAAGGCAUUCGCAGAUCGGGGGUGGAACGUCGAUAUCGUCUACGCGCACUUCGUCGCCGGGAGUCUCUGGAUCGUCUUGAGCCUCUGGUGGCUGGUGAAAAGUUUGCAGCGGUGGAAGAAGACCGGCCCGGAUGGAUUUCACGGCUCCUCCUUCUACUGUGCCGGGAAGCGCGAGGUCCCCGUCGAAUCCAUCUUCAAGAUCUUCGUCGGCAUCGUCUACGCCAGCGUGGAGUAUCACACGGCAUUCGAGAACGGCGUCCUCGUCGCCCCGAAGCACUACCACCACGUGGCGGCGUUCUCGCUCUUGGCCGUGAGCGGGUUCGCGGACCUGGCGUUGAGGCGCAAGAUCGUCUUCCCGGAGUCCAUCUCGAACUUCUUCAUGGCGUGCUUCCUAGUCUCCUACUGGUGGAUCAUGGAGAAGCAUAACGACAACAGCAUGAGCGAGGGGGUGUUCGCCGUGGCUAUGCACAUUGGAACGGGAGAGGACCUGCUGAUGAUGGCAAUGACCAUCAUCGUGGAGGCGCUGCACCCUCAGAGCCUGACGAUCGCCCUCCUCCGACCCAUCAUCGGAUUUCACCAGGCCGCGCUUUUCUGGACCAUGACAUGCACGCUCUACGCGCCCUGCAUCAACUGGGAUGAAAGGCACAUCCCGAUCUAUUACGGCUGCUAUGUCGGAUGGUUCGUGGUGGUGACCACUCUCGUCUUGGGCGCCGUGAUCUGGGUCAACCGGACUUUGCGCUAUGCUCUAUCCCUGAGUGAGAAAAUACGUACUUCGCACGUGAAUGCCUGCAGUGCUGCAAAGUCUGACUAUGAUUAUCCAGAAAUGAAACUUGCCGGACCUGCUACAACGACAAACGUCUAG
This is a messenger RNA of Darwinula stevensoni, 1839 nucleotides long. The record is from the annotation of a GenBank genome assembly. NCBI's taxonomy places the organism in Eukaryota, Metazoa, Arthropoda, Ostracoda, Podocopida, Darwinulidae.